Haemonchus placei is the source of this 207-nucleotide messenger RNA. Lineage: Eukaryota; Metazoa; Nematoda; Chromadorea; Rhabditida; Trichostrongylidae. The record is from the annotation of a GenBank genome assembly.
AUGUUCAUUUCCAAGUACGAGGACACCUACGCCGAAGAUGCCUCUGCUGUCGCCUUUUCUAAGGGACAGCUCUUCUCCAUCCUGGAAUGCGGCGUGCAGCGGACGAUGCCCUUUCGUCUUGGACGGAACGACGAUAUCGUUCUUGAUCAUCCUAGCUUGCAGCAUCAGAUCUUCGAUACACUCCCGAUGCAAGUGUUCGUGCCUUAA